Molecule: messenger RNA, 1059 nt
Organism: Erythranthe guttata (spotted monkey flower)
Lineage: Eukaryota; Viridiplantae; Streptophyta; Magnoliopsida; Lamiales; Phrymaceae
Source: RefSeq, a predicted model, not a curated record
GUGUUACUUGAUUCCUUAAAGCGUAAAGAAUAUGAUGACGAAUUGAGAAGGGAAGAGCUGCUGAAUUAUUUCCGUAAAUUCCAGAACACUUCCAGCGAGAAUAAAGGGCAUGGUUUGUUUAAGUCCAGCUUUGCUCGCCCAGAAGGUGAUGGAGAGGAUCCAUUGGGAGAGUCCAGACAUAUCGCAUGCAGAAAAUGUGGCUUCUUUCAUUUGUGGGUAUAUACUACAAAAUUAAAAUCUAAAGCAAGAUGGUGUCAGGAAUGCAAAGAUUUUCAUCAGGCUAAAGAUGGGGAUGGAUGGGUUGAGCAGUCAUCACAGCCCCUUUUCUUCGGAAUUCUACAGCAGGUACAAGCUCCCUCUGCGUAUGUGUGUGCUAGUGGCAAAGUAUACAAUGCAACCGAAUGGUACAUUUGUCAGGGAAUGAGGUGUCCUGUCAAUACACACAAGCCUACUUUUCAAGUGAACACUAAUGUUGUCUCUAAAAACGGGAAUGCAAAGGGUUCGUCUAGUUCAGGACAAAGACAAAAUAUGGAGGAGACAAUGACAGAGGAGGAAUUCUUCGAGUGGCUGCAAAACGCAGUUCAAAGUGGGAUGUUUGAGAAUUUUGCAGGCACUUCGUCUGAGAGUUUUAACCCCAAUAGUGGUGGAGGAACUGGAAACAGCAGUGCAAAUAGCAAAAGAAAGAAGAAGGGAAAGAAGCAAUGGUGAUUAAUAAUUAAUAAUACUAUCCAUGUGUUCUUUUUUUUUUUUCUAUCUUAUCCCCUUUUUAGCCUACAAAUCGAAAAAGUACUCGUUAACUGCUACUAAUUGUGUGCUGACAUGAGUUUUAAAUACAUGACUGCUGUGUUGAUUAUAAGAGAUUGUAUAGCAUUCCGUCCCGCAAUUCUUUUUUCGGACGGUUUUGCCCCCACGAAGAUCUACCGAAAUAUGGCCAUCGAGUGGACUCGUGGCAUAUUUUUGUUCCUGAGUUUUACGAGCAGUAAUUUUACGUGGUUGAAAGAUAAUCUUUUGCACCACAAUAAAUACAAUGUGAUACUAUUUCAUUUUAUUUACAUUCUU